Messenger RNA from Ciona intestinalis (vase tunicate), 2984 nucleotides. The record is from RefSeq and is a predicted model, not a curated record. NCBI's taxonomy places the organism in Eukaryota, Metazoa, Chordata, Ascidiacea, Phlebobranchia, Cionidae.
UUACGAUGGUGGAUUGGGUUACAUGCUGUUGUAUCAGAGGACACUGGUGUAUCAUGGGUGUGGGAAAGUGGAGAGCCAAUCACGUACGAUAACUGGGGAUAUGGGAACCCAACUAUUGACGGUGGAGAAUGCACUGUGUUUUAUGGAGGGCAGAUAGGACAUGGGAUGUGGUACAGCACCAGGUGUGAGAAGGAGGCUUACAGUAUUUGUGAGAUGCAAAGAGAUGGAUGGACACAACCACCUAUAACCACUCCCUCCCCUGUGGGUGGAUGUCCUUAUGGUUAUUCCACACCAAGUCCCGACAGCUCAUAUUGCUACAAAGUUGUAAUUGCUGCAGAAACAGACGAAUAUGAUCAGAAGCAAUCGUGGGGAAACGCAAGACAUCAGUGUUUUUCUGCUGGAGGGGAUUUGGUUUCAAUCCACAGCAAAACGGAGGAAUCGUUUUUAAUAAAUGAGCUUAGUAGGUUAGGUUUGUCAAGCUCAUCAGUGUGGGUUGGACUUAGUAGCAAGGAAGGAGAAGGUUGGUCGUGGUCUGAUGGAACACCUGUUGAAUAUACAGACUGGAGCCUUGGCGCCCCAAGUGGCGUGCUCGACAGUGGAUGUGUGGUGAUGAAAUACGAACCAUUCGUCAACACGGGGUUCUGGAACAACCUAAACUGUCUAGAGCCUCUGAAUUGGGUCUGUAAGCUUCAGAAAGGCAUCAAGCCACCAGAACCAACGGACAUCCCAACAGGAACGCCUAACUCACAAUGUGGGAGUGAGGAUGAUGGAACGUGGCUUGAUUUUAAAGGAAUGUGUUAUCUUUUCAAUGAUGGCUUAGAAGUGACGAAAUAUACGGCAGAUCGUGCAUGCCAAGCAGUUGGUGGAAACCUUAUUUCCGUUCAUUCUCAUGAAGAACAAUCUUUCCUUACAGGCCAAAUACAGAAAAUGCAGCUUGAUAGAUACUGGACAGGACUAGGUGAACACGGAGGAACAAAUGGGGAAUAUUUAUGGUCGGAUGGAACACCAGUCGAUUAUGUAAACUGGAACACAGGCGAACCGAACGACUCCCUUGGCAUGGAACAAUGCAUUACUAUGUUGAAAGUAAAUGGUAAAUGGAAUGAUGCAAACUGUGGAUUGGAUAUAGGAGGUUACAUAUGCAAAGCUUACCUUGGUUCUCCACCCAAUCCACCACAGCCCACGCAACCAUGGCCAGGUGGCUGCCCUGCCAACUGGUUAGAAUACGGCAAUUAUUGUUUCCAAAUACAUGGACAAAAUGGAGUUUGUGACCCGACUACUACUGACAAUCCUGAUUGUGCGGAUACUUUUGUAAACGCAAACCAGAAUUGCAUUUCGGUUGGUGGAAACUUGGUCACAAUCCAUAAUAAAUAUGAAAACUCCUUUAUAACAGCACACAGUAUUAACGCUUACAACAACUUAUGGAUUGGCUUCAGUGACGCACACUGGUAUUACAAAUACACAUGGGCAAGUGGGGAUGAGGUCACUUACACUAACUGGAAGUCUGGUGAACCCAACCAUAGCAACAAUGAAGAGAAUUGCGUUGAGAUGUAUCAUGGUGAAGAGUUGGCCGGGUUAUGGAACGACAAUCGAUGCGAGAAUAAGUUGCCGUACAUUUGUUCCAAAGGAAAAGAUCCGGACACCACACCUGGCCAGCAAAUCAACAAUAAUAAAAAAUGCCCGUCCGGGUGGAUGCAGUUUGACAAACUUGGGGGCACAUACGUUUGUUAUUACCUCGACAAAACAAUGAGAUCUUUCGAAGAUGCCUCAACAAACUGCAAGAGCAUGAAUAGCGAACUAGCAAGUAUACAAUCUCCAUAUGAUGAAGCGUUUAUCAUUAGUUAUGUUCAACAACAAGUUGUUUGGUUGGGAAUGAGACUUAACAGUGACACGGCCGAUUGGUAUUGGUUAGAUGGUUGGCCGGUAUGGGUAACAUAUUGGGGGGAGUACCAGCCAGGUUCUGACCCCACUAAGGGUUGUGUGUUGCAUAGAGAUACAACUGUUGGUGCGGAAUGGACGACUGUAAGCUGUGCCGAGCAACACUAUAGUGUGUGUAAAACAACAAACGAGCAAACCCCCACUACCCCGGCAUCUAUCACUGGUGAUUGUGAAGAUCCAAGUUGGGUUCAAUACGGCGGAUAUUGCUAUUUCUAUUAUGUGUUGGAGGGAAAAGAAGGAGAAAAUCUUGGUUCAUCUUGGCACGACGCAGAAUAUGAAUGCGGCAAAUACGCCGGUCAUCUGGUUAGUUUCACUUCACGUGCAGAAGUUGAAUGGAUGUUGAGUUGGUUCAAUUACACUGAAGCCAUGUGGAUUGGAUUGCAAGAAAAUGGAGAAGGUGGUUGGUCGUGGACCGAUGGCCGACCCGUUUCCUUCACGUAUUGGAAUGAAGGUGAACCAAAUGAUGCGGGGGAAGAUGGGGAGGACUGUGUUGAGAUGUACGGCAACAGCGGGAAGUGGAAUGACAUCCCGUGUUCGAACCAACACGGUUACAUGUGCAGAGUGCCUAAGAUUCUUGGAACGGACGCAAAUGGAAACAACAUUCACUUCACAACAACUGAAACUAAUAAACCAAUCAAGGCCAACACAACAGGCAUAGUGGUGGGGGUGGUCAUAGGUGUUUUGCUCGCUAUUAUUGUCCUUCUUUCGUUGGCAUAUUACUGUUCACGGAACUCAUCACCAUCUGUAUCUAAGCUAGCUGAGGAUGCCUCUGAUUUUUCAUCUGGAAUUGUUAAUAAAGUUUAUUCGCUUACUGGUAGCACCAGCACACCAAAGGAAGGAGAUGAGGUAUUUUAAACCAGAUGGAUUUUUUUGUUAAUCAAUUUACAUGGAAUUUACUUACUUGAGUGUAACGGUCACCCCUUUUAUCCUUAACUUUAUUUCUUUUUUUGCUUUAUUCAUAGCAUGUUUAUACGACUGUUGUUUUAUCGUUACUACCCGCCUUUUGGCUUUUAUAAACCUUCCCGAUCUUCAUUAUCGUGACCGUAGGG